This is a messenger RNA of Odontomachus brunneus, 1268 nucleotides long. It is a transcript of the gene Ppt1, whose product is annotated as palmitoyl-protein thioesterase 1. NCBI's taxonomy places the organism in Eukaryota, Metazoa, Arthropoda, Insecta, Hymenoptera, Formicidae. Gene Ontology annotation, cellular component: lysosome. Gene Ontology annotation, biological process: protein depalmitoylation; receptor-mediated endocytosis. Gene Ontology annotation, molecular function: palmitoyl-(protein) hydrolase activity. The record is from RefSeq and is a predicted model, not a curated record. Bases 147 to 1085 code for a protein of 312 amino acids. The transcript is spliced from 7 exons.
AAAUGUGAGCAGUCAAUCGAAUGUGUCACUGCUUAUAACACUGUUGUGUUCCGUGAUGAUUAACAGUAUUUAAAGAUAUUGCGACGUUUGUCGAUCACACGUGUGUGUGUUAAUUGCAAGAACAUUAUCAAGGUUGAACAAUCAACAUGUAUUAUGUGGAAAAGUGGAUGAUAAAUCCUGCUUGUUUUCUUAUCACGUUGUUUUUCUUCGCAAAUGCCGGCUAUUGUUUACAUGAGAAAAAAAAUGCUACUUCCGUUCCGGUGCCGAUAGUGCUAUGGCAUGGAAUGGGUGAUAGCUGCUGCUUUUCUUUUAGUCUUGGAAGAAUACAGCAAAUUCUUCAAGAGCAAAUACCAAAUGUCUAUGUGCAUUCUAUACGUAUUGGAGAUGAUGUUAUACAGGAUGUAGAGAACAGUUACUUCGGUAAUAUCAAUGAGCAAAUAAAACAUGUGUGUGAACAACUGCAGCAAGACUCAAGGUUGCAACAGGGAUACAAUGCUAUUGGCUUCUCUCAAGGAGCUCAAUUUCUGAGAGCAGUAGCUCAAAGAUGUCCUAAUCCACCAAUGCAAAAUUUGAUAUCUAUGGGCGGUCAACACCAAGGUAUUUUUGGUUUACCAAAAUGUUCACUUACAUCUCGAUUGUGCAGAUAUAUGCGACGCGUUCUUUAUCACGGCGCAUACUUAUGGUAUAUUCAAGAGUCGUUCAUACAAGCUACUUAUUGGCAUGAUCCUCUGAAUAUUGAUGAAUAUAAAAAAAAGAAUAUCUUUCUUGCUGAUAUUAAUAAUCAAAAUAGUAUUAAUGAGGAAUACAAGAAUAACCUUCAGAAACUCCAAAAUUUGGUUCUCGUGAAAUUUGCAAACGAUACAAUGGUGGAGCCAGUGGAAAGUGAAUGGUUCGGAUUCUAUAAACCUGGCCAAGCAGAGGAGAUACAGAGUCUGCAGCAAAGCGAAUUGUACCAACAAGAUCGACUUGGAUUGCAUGCAAUGGAUAUGUCCGGCAAAAUUCAUUAUCUUUCAAUACCUGCUGACCACAUGCACUUUACGAACGACUGGUUUAUCGAAAAUAUCAUUAAAAAAUUUUUACUAUAGCUGCUGAAAUAUCCUGAAACAUUUCCUCGCUUGAAUAAGUUUAAAGAUCUUGAAAUUUAUAUAUAAUACAUACAUACAUACACACACAUAUACACAUACAAUGAAUAUAAAUAUAGAAAAUAUUCAUACAAAUGAAUAUAAAAUUUGAUAUGGGACAUCUAAUAAAAUUUAACUGCUAUUUUC